Molecule: messenger RNA, 564 nt
Organism: Vicia villosa (hairy vetch)
Lineage: Eukaryota; Viridiplantae; Streptophyta; Magnoliopsida; Fabales; Fabaceae
Exons: 2
Coding region: 1-564 (187 amino acids)
Source: RefSeq, a predicted model, not a curated record
AUGGCUAAAAGGAAUGAUGAUGUGAUUGCUGCUUCCUCAGAAGCUGUUGCUCAUGCCAUGCAGAAUCAGCAUAAUGCUGGAAGAUUGGAAGCUACUGGUGAAGUGAAUACUUGGGUUAUGUUCACGAGGGAGUUCCUGAGGAAGUAUUUUCCCGAAGAUGUCCGGGGAAAGAAAGAUAUGGAGUUCCUUGCGUCGAAACAAGGGAAUUCAACCGUAACUGAGUAUGAUGCUAAGUUUGUGGAACUUGUGAAGUUCUACCCACACUAUAUAGAGGAUACAGAUGUGUUUUUGAAGUGUAUCAAGUUUGAGAGUGAGAUGCGUUCGGAGAUUAAAGGGGCGAUUGGGUAUCAACAGAUUUGUAGGUCUGCGAAGGUGGUGAACAACUGUCGGAUUUAUGAAGAAGUUAGUAUUGCUCAUUCGACUCAUUACAAGUGUCUGAAAGAGAAGAGAUGGGAACCACAUCAUGAUCGCAAGAAGCCUUACGAUGCCCUAGCUAAGAAAGGGAAACAGAAGGUUUCCGACUGGAAGAAGACAAGUGGGGUAGGGACUCCCGCUACUGUCUGA